Molecule: messenger RNA, 1629 nt
Organism: Tupaia belangeri chinensis (Chinese tree shrew)
Lineage: Eukaryota; Metazoa; Chordata; Mammalia; Scandentia; Tupaiidae
Gene: C1QTNF3
Product: C1q and TNF related 3
Exons: 6
Coding region: 75-1034 (319 amino acids)
Molecular function (GO): protein binding
Source: RefSeq, a predicted model, not a curated record
UUGCCCGAGGAGACCACGGCGCCUGGAGGCCCCACCAUCUUUGCAAGGAGGCUCAGUGGCUCUGUGGGGGAAACAUGCUCUGGAGGCAGCUCGUCUUUUGGCACCUGCUGGCUUUGCUUUUCCUCCCUUUGUGCCUGUGUCAAGAUGAAUACAUGGAGGUGAGCGGAAGAGCUAAUAACGUGGUGGCCAGGAUAGUGCAAAGCCACCAGCAGACUGGCCGUAGCGGCUCCAGGAGGGAGAAAGUGAGAGAGCAGAGCCAUCCUAAAACGGGGACUGUGGAUAAUAACACUUCUACAGACCUAGAAUCCUUGAGACCAGAUGAGCUACCGUACCCCAAGGUAGAUGACCUAGCCCAGAUCACCCCAUUCUGGGGCCAGUCUUCACAAACAGGAGGACUGCCCCCUGACUGCAGCAAGUGCUGCCAUGGAGAUUAUGGCUUCCGAGGCUACCAAGGUCCCCCUGGGCCUCCUGGUCCUCCUGGAAUUCCAGGAAACCAUGGAAACAAUGGCAAUAACGGAGCCACUGGCCAUGAAGGGGCCAAGGGUGAUAAAGGAGACAAAGGUGACCUGGGGCCUCGAGGAGAACGGGGGCAGCACGGCCCCAAAGGAGAGAAGGGCUACCCGGGAAUCCCGCCAGAGCUGCAGAUUGCGUUCAUGGCUUCUCUGGCAACUCACUUCAGCAAUCAGAACAGUGGGAUUAUUUUCAGCAGUGUUGAGACCAACAUCGGAAACUUCUUUGACGUCAUGACCGGUAGAUUUGGGGCCCCAGUAUCAGGUGUGUAUUUCUUCACCUUCAGCAUGAUGAAGCAUGAAGACGUUGAAGAAGUCUAUGUGUACCUCAUGCACAAUGGCAAUACAGUCUUCAGCAUGUACAGCUAUGAAACGAAGGGGAAAUCAGAUACAUCCAGCAACCAAGCAGUGCUGAAGCUGGCUAAGGGGGAUGAGGUCUGGCUGCGAAUGGGCAAUGGCGCUCUCCAUGGGGACCACCAGCGCUUCUCCACCUUUGCAGGCUUCCUGCUCUUUGAAACGAAGUAAAUCAUAAAAACAAAACAAAACAGUUUCACUUUAGGGAAGACUUGUAGCUAAACUAGUAUUGUGAUGAUCUGAGGAAUAUUGAAGUUGAGGGUUCUCCAUGUUGUGUGUUCAAAAAAAUAUAUUGAUUAUAUUGCUAAUUGUGCUACAAGUACACCAGUAAUAACUCAGGGGCUCAGAAGAAUGAACCACAAAAUAGUCUUCCUAGAUAAUCUUGACUAAUAUACUCAGCAGUUUUGUUACUUUUCUUUAGGUGCCUAAGAAAGAAUCAUUCUCUAAUUCAGUUUGGAAAAAAUUGUUCCCAUCAGAGAAGUUACUUGCAGAGUUUUGGCUGUCCUAUUUUUAAUUUUAUACCAGCUUUCAGGAACAUCUGAUGUUUUGCGUUUGUCAUUUUUGUAAUAUUUCAGAGAAUAGGUUGUAGGGAUCUUGAUGGGGCUGGGGCAAGAAUAGGAAACUCAUCAAGUCAUCAGGAUCCAGAUACUAGCAACACUUUGAUCCAGUGGACCAGUAUUCAUGAGUAUGGUGUAGAUAUUGCUUAGUAAUUCCAGAUAGCUUUUAGAUAGCAAGAGUAUUUAGAAUGCCCAUGAAUUAUUGGCUC